AUGAAGACUUCCCUCCUCGUCGAGUUUUUCUACAGCGCACUGGUGGUGUCAGCCUGGCCCUCGCUGGCCCUUCCCAAAGCAGCACCAGCAACUAUAGGAGAAGGCUUCGCUUUUGCCAAUCCCGUCGGGCCUACAACUGGUGGUGGAGGGCGAGCGAUAGUCGUGACCACCAACAAAGAACUUCUCGAAGCAGUCCGUGGCAGCAGCCCCAAGAUCAUUCACCUCAAAGGCGAUUUCACGCCUGCCGCACGCCUCAAAGUCGGUUCGAACACAUCUCUUUUGGGCAUUGGAAAGGGCGCCAAUCUUGUCGGGAAGGGCAUCGACAUCACGAACUCGACCAAUGUCAUUGUCCGCAACAUCGCCAUCCGCUUCGUUGAAGGCGGCGACUGCAUCACGAUCCAAAACUCCACCCGAGUAUGGGUCGACCACUGUGAGUUCGAAAGUAAAUUCAGUUCUGAACUCGGCCCAGACUUCUACGACGGCCAAAUCGACAUCGUCCGCGCCUCCGACUGGAUCACCAUCUCCCACAACUUCUUCCACAACCACUGGAAAUCCUCUUUAGUCGGCAACUCCGAUAUCUUUCGCUCCGUCGACGAAGGCCACCUCCACAUCACCUACCACCACAACCACUGGUCCAACAUCGGCACCCGUGGUCCGGCGGGCCGUUUCGGACACCAGCACAUCUACAAUAAUCUGUACGAGGAUUUUCAGUAUCAGGCUAUCCACUCCAGGAGUGAUAAUCAGGUUCUGGUCGAGGGAAAUGUGUUUCGUGGGAGGACGAGGGAGGCUUUGAGUACGUACGGAUUGGUUGUGCCGGAGGAUAGUCCGAACAGUUGUGUUUGUGGGGAUGAGGAGCUGGAUGGGUUUGCGAAUUUGGGCGCUGAGAACGAUUUCGGAAGUGCAGGCGUCAACAUUACUCGAGUUGGCAACUUCACGAGCGUGGAUUACGGAUACAAGUUAACGAGGCUGCACGAGGUGGAGGAAUACGUGAGGAAGAACGCUGGGAUUGGUAAGGUCCGCGUUUGUUGA
Molecule: messenger RNA, 1029 nt
Organism: Zymoseptoria tritici IPO323
Lineage: Eukaryota; Fungi; Ascomycota; Dothideomycetes; Mycosphaerellales; Mycosphaerellaceae
Gene: MgPel2
Product: putative pectate lyase
Exons: 3
Coding region: 1-1029 (342 amino acids)
Molecular function (GO): pectate lyase activity
Source: RefSeq, a predicted model, not a curated record